Camellia sinensis is the source of this 792-nucleotide messenger RNA. RefSeq lists its product as uncharacterized. Lineage: Eukaryota; Viridiplantae; Streptophyta; Magnoliopsida; Ericales; Theaceae. The record is from RefSeq and is a predicted model, not a curated record.
AUGUUGAUGCUUGAUGGAACUUUCUUGAAAGGAAGACACAAAGGCUGUUUAUUGGUUGCUACGGCAAAAGAUGGUAACCAAGGUUUAUAUCCGUUAUGUUUUGCUAUUGUCGAUAGUGAAAGUUAUGACAAUUGGCAUUGGUUAUUGUCAAAGUUAUUUGUUAUUUUGACUCCAGGGAGGGAUAUUGCGUUUGUUACUGAUUGGCAUGGAGGUUUGCUGAAAGCUUUAGCUGAGGUCUUUCCGUUUUCUUCUUAUUCUUUUUGUCUAAUGCAUUUGAAGACAAACUUGAAGACUUACUUGUCAGUGAAGAGUUGUGAAUUUAAAGAGUAUUUGCUCACUCUUUUUAGUAGAUGUGCAUAUGCUCCUACUAUUGAGUUGUUUAAUGAGCUAUUUGAAGAAUUUAAGGGUCGUUGUGGUCGUAGUAUUGAGAAGUUUCUUGAGGAUUUGCCUAAUGAGUGUUGGUGUAAUGCUUAUUUUCAAGGCAAGAAGUAUGGUGAAAUGUGCACAAAUGCUGUGGAAUCUUUUAAUUCAUGGAUUACGGAUGAACGCCAUUUGUUUUCAGCUAGUCUUGUUGAUGCUAUACGGGUGAAACUAAUGGAGCAAUUUUCAAGAAGGAGAGAAGUUAGGAAUACGUGGAAUCGUAUUGUUUGUCUUUUUGCAGAGAAAAAGUUAGAAGAAGCUUUUAAUGAUACAAAAGCAUGGAUAGUUAAGAAAUGCAACGAUGACAUUUAUGAAAUCCAAUUAGAUCAUUCAGUUAUGGUUGAUAUUGGAAAACGUUCUUGUUCUUGUUGA